This is a messenger RNA of Pungitius pungitius (ninespine stickleback), 3162 nucleotides long. RefSeq names its product syntaxin 2b (gene stx2b). Gene Ontology annotation, biological process: synaptic vesicle fusion to presynaptic active zone membrane; exocytosis; intracellular protein transport. The coding region runs from base 369 to 1250 and encodes 293 amino acids. The record is from RefSeq and is a predicted model, not a curated record. The transcript has 11 exons. Gene Ontology annotation, cellular component: presynaptic active zone membrane; synaptic vesicle; plasma membrane. Lineage: Eukaryota; Metazoa; Chordata; Actinopteri; Perciformes; Gasterosteidae. Gene Ontology annotation, molecular function: SNARE binding; SNAP receptor activity.
GAGAGAGAGGCGGAUGCCGAAGAGUGAUACAGAGAGAGAUCCCGAGGUGUUGACACGGAGUGCCCCGGAAACACCGACGCUUUUGGAAUUUUGGUUUAUUGUAUUGAAUUUUUUUUUUUUCGAAGUGUAUUGUAGACACUGUUUUUUUUUUUUUUUUUUUUUUUUUACAGAAUUACAACUUUUUAGACUGCCCGGAUAACGCUGCUGACGUUUGGCUCCGUGUGUUUCUCGUCUCAAUAACCCGAACAUUCUGAACCCCGGCGCAGAGUAAGCUGGACCAAUGUCACUCUGCUCGUGGGGACUGGCAGCAUGACCCAGCGGGGGUUCUACUAGAAGUAUCCGGGCAGAAGACAGAGCUGAUCGCAGCCAUGAAGGACCGACUGGAUCAACUGACUGCCGGUACGUCCCAAGCAGAGGAGGAGGUCGCGGUGGCAGUGGACAAAGAUGGCUUCAUGGAGAGCUUUUUCAGAAGGGUGGAAGAAGUCAGAGGACUCAUCGAUAAGAUCUCUUUCCAAGUGGAGGAGGUGAGGAAGAUGCACAGCAUGAUCCUGACUGCACCCAACACAGAUGACAGGACAAAGGACCGACUCGACGCACUGACCAACGACAUCAAAGGCAACGCCAACGUCGUGCGAACAAAACUCAAAUCCAUGGAGCAAAGCAUGCCCAAAGACGAUGGAGCCAACAGGUCCUCGGUUGACUUCAGGAUCCAGAAGACGCAGCACACGGUGCUGUCCAGGAAGUUUGUGGAGGUCAUGACCCAGUACAACGAGACCCAAGUGUCCUUUCGGGAAAGAAGCAAAGGAAGGAUCCAGAGACAGCUGGAGAUAACUGGAAGAGUGACCACCGAUGAAGAACUAGAGGGCAUGUUAGAAAGUGGAAAUCCAUCCAUCUUCACAUCUGAUAUCAUUUCUGAUUCCCAGAUCACACGUCAGGCCCUGAGUGAGAUCGAGUCCCGACAUCAGGACAUCAUGCGUCUGGAGUCGAGCAUCAGAGAGCUUCACGCCAUGUUCAUGGACAUGGCAAUGUUGGUAGAAACUCAGGGCGAAAUGGUUAACAACAUUGAGAAGAACGUCUCCAAUGCGGCCGAAUACAUUUACAGUGCAAAGGAAGAGACCAAAAAAGCAGUGAGAUACCAGAAGAAAUCCCGGAGGAAAUACAUUAUCCUCGCCUUUGCUCUGUUGAUCCUGCUUGCUGUCAUUGCACUAAUUGUCGGCCUGUCUGUCGGACUAACCAAGCCCCCUGUAUGAGAACUGCUGUGAUCACAGCGUGAGAAACUCCUCGGCCUUAUCAUGUGUGUGGCGGCCGGUUCACUCCUUUUACUCAUCAUUAUAGUUGGGGUCUUUGAGUGACGCGUCGCCUCCCUCUCGGCAGUCUGUGCUGUACGCAUCUCCAGUAGCGACGAAAAACAAAGAAACCUCUUCACAAUAAGACGACAAUACGUCGUUCACUAGCCAAGAACAUGACGGAAGGGGGAGGCUCUCUCCGCCGCACUGGAGUAAGUAUGAUGUGUGGGAUCCGCUUUGCACCAGUAACGCCAGAACUCAUGAUAUACCGUCCUGGAACGAGUCAGUGCUGUGCAGCUGCCAACAAAGCGCCCUGUCAGCACACUUCCUUUUUUUUUUGCUUAGCGGUCGUAUAAUGAACGAUGACGGCACAUUCCAUUUUAAAACUGGUAACUGGCUUUCACAUAAAAGGCAAGGUUGGUAAUCUUCUUGAAACAAUUUUAAGGUAUUUCUGUUGAAAUGGUCAUUAGAAAACAACAAUCAUAUUAUGCACAUGUGAAAAAGUAAAUUCAGUGAUUUAACCAUCCUUGAAUUGAUUUUAAAAAAUGUAAUAAAACUAGUAUCUACUUGGCAAAUAGCCAUGUUCAUUUUUUUCCGUCGCCAACACUGUGCUGCGUUUAUUGGUUGUAUACAAAGUUUUUAUUUACUUCUGCUAGUUUCUCAAGAUUGCCAACCGUACCUUUAAGUAUCCUUUCGCGGAUAUUUCUUUGUCAAAAGGAUUUUCAAAGGACGUUCUGGGAAGUAAACCUAUUUGUCUUUUCAACCAAAAGUGACACGAGAAGAUCGAUUACCACUCAUGUCUGUAGCUGCAGCAGCCGUUAGCUUAGCUUAGCAUAAGGACUGGACACAGAAAAGGGACGCUAUUUGUCUAGAGAGGGGGUUGUUUGCCAAACUAUUUCUAGGCACGCUGACUUCCUGCAGUGGUGUUGUCAUUGUGAGGUUGCCGGGCGACUAGCGGCGUCUCAAGGAGGCCACUUCUCCGGCAACACAGGCCGUGGUAAACCCACAGUGUGCCUUUUUUAGACGUCCAUUUGUGUAAAGAUGAUAGAUAAAACAAAAGAGAUGUUUUGUGGUUGUCUGAGAGUUUUUAGAGAUGAUUUUCUUAUCUUUUGGUAAAGUCAGGCUAUUGGCUGCUGCAUCGUAUCUGGCGUACAGACAUGGGAGUGAUAUCCAUAAUCUCAGUUUACUCUUGACAAGAAACCCAAAUAAGCAUUACACUAUAGAUAUAGUUUGCAUAAUUUGUGUUCACGUGUUUUGAGUUUGGGCUCCUUAUGUUCUCUCGUCUUUUUAUGCAUUCACUGCAAUUCAUGUGAAUGUAAAACUACUACGGCUCAGGACUUGUUUAGAAAUAGAAAAUAAAACAAAGAUAUUCUCUGCAUCAUUUCUAGUUAGCUGUGUUUCAAUCAGAUGAAAUAUUUUCAGAUCAAUCAAAUAUAAUUGUCUCAUUCAAUAACUCCAAAUGCAACAUUGUUAUAAAAGUUCAUUGUUCACAUGUAAUAAGAAACCUUAAUUUUUGACUAUAUUCUAUUUAUCACAAAAGAAUUGUGUGAUGACCGAAAUAUUUAUUGUGAAAAGAGUAACACUACUUUGUAGGACUCUUGGAUUAUGAUAUUUCAAGAGCACAAAUUUCAAUUUUGAUACAUUUUAUACUUGUGAGUUAUAUCUUGUAUUUUAUAUUGAGACAAUACUUAAGUCAUGUAAAUAAAAAAUAAAGAAUAAAGACUUGUGUUGUUUGUUUAUUACCUUUUUACAUUGGUGCUGUAGUUGACUUAAUUAGGUCAUAAAUACAGGAGUACUUUUAAAUUGCAAACGUCUGAGUUUGUCUGACAUAAUUGAGGUUAUUUCGUGUGUUAUUUCAGCUCUCCAAACAUUUGCU